Molecule: messenger RNA, 3199 nt
Organism: Sinocyclocheilus anshuiensis
Lineage: Eukaryota; Metazoa; Chordata; Actinopteri; Cypriniformes; Cyprinidae
Gene: pdgfab
Product: platelet-derived growth factor alpha polypeptide b
Exons: 8
Coding region: 606-1298 (230 amino acids)
Biological process (GO): positive regulation of protein autophosphorylation; positive regulation of ERK1 and ERK2 cascade; positive regulation of cell migration
Cellular component (GO): membrane
Molecular function (GO): growth factor activity; platelet-derived growth factor receptor binding
Source: RefSeq, a predicted model, not a curated record
CAGUCGACACAUUUUACAUGCAAAUUUGAGAUAUGAGUGCCUCAGUAAGGGGUUGAAGGGUUAAAUUUCAUAUGCAGCUCCAGCCAACCGCCUCCUCGAGCGCUCAUCGGCGAUUACCGGAGCGCGAGGGGAGGCGCAUAUAUUCCGCAGAUCAGACGUGCAUGAGACAGCAUUCAGUGCACGAACUUUAGAGAACAAGACCAACUCUGAGCUCUUUCCUUUUGCUUUAUUCAUGGAUACUAACCUGGGAUUGUACUUCCACUGCAUCACGGCAUACUUCAUGAAGAUCCAGUGCUGAGUUCUAUAUGAGGUGCAUUGUCUCACUUCUAAACAUCUGUGAAGCAUUUCUCUUUUGAGUUUUAAUCUAUAUAUACUGACCUAGGCAAUGCAAAAGUGUUUCUGUCUUUGGAUUGUUCAGGCUUGGACAGCCAUGACGACCUUUUGCAAGUUAAAUCACAUUUGAGAUUCAAUAAAGGGCGCAUUUGGACCAGUACCAGCACCUGGAGUACCAGGGCAGUUUGGAUUCUCCUCUGUAGACUUGAGCUGGUGCUUCGGGUCAUUUAAAGGGAGAUCUCUUCAAGGUGGAAAAUUGACAUUGGAAGGAGAUGAGAACCUUAUUCUGCUGCUUUCUGCUCCUCACCUCGCACCUUCUGCUGGCAACUGCUGAGAAGGAGUUUGCGAUCCCUCAAGAUUUCAUCGACAGACUGUCCCACAGCGAAAUCAACAGCAUCAGCGACCUCCAGCGGCUACUGGAGGUAAAUUCCCCAGGUCCUGGAAAUGAGGUGAUUGAGGAGGUCAAACAGAAGCAGCAUCAGAAGAGCCAUCACUCAUACAAGGCCGCUUCCUCAGAUCUCAAGAGUCUGCAGCUGUCCCACAGACGGAAGAGGAGUGUCGUAGAGGAAGCGGUGCCCGCCAUGUGCAAGACACGGACAGUGAUCUACGAGAUCCCCCGCAGUCAAGUGGAUCCCACCACUGCAAACUUCCUAAUAUGGCCUCCGUGUGUGGAGGUGAAACGCUGUACAGGCUGCUGCAACACCGGAAACAUGCGCUGUCACCCCUCCAAAAAACAGCACCGUACUGUCAAGGUGGCGAAGGUAGAGUUUGCAUCGCGUAAGAAAGCAAAAUUGAAGGAGGUGCUUGUCCGGUUAGAGGAUCAUUUGGAAUGCGUGUGCACAUCACAGCAUCACGUGAUCGAGCACACGGAAGCAGACACAGGCCCACGCACAGUUAAAAAUGGUAAAAAACGGAAACACAGAAAGCAAGCAGUGGCAGCACAGAUCAACAAGGAUAUUCAAUAAAAGGCAAACAUUUCCUAAUACUCAGCGGACCAAAAUAUUCUGCAGUGGACAUGAGGUGAAACCACAUCAAACGAGCAAUUGAAGGACAACAGUGGCUACGUAAUGCUCCAGCAGCACUGGGACUUUGACCUCUGAACUCUGACCCUACUGACCCCAUUGCUGUUCAAAAAAGAUACCGUAUCCAGAGGAACAUUAUACACAAAUACAACACCAAAGGUGCUUUCUACGUACUCUGUCAAACACUGAAGACAAACAAGAUUGGUAUUCAGUUAAUUAUUAAGUGGUCAAACACUGGGCGGAAACGAAACUGAAAAGGACGAUGUUUGUGUCAAUUCUCUGUUGUUUAUUGCGUACGACUCUCUUAAAGGUCAAAGAUGAGGAGAAAGUCUUUUGGAGAACACUACGUUUGUAGACCAUGAACUUCACAUGCUUGGGUUUGGAUCCGCUCAAGCAGGAUUCUAGGACUCCAGUCAUUCAAAAAGAGGAUUAACAUUAAAGGAUGUGCUGUCAUAUAACCUUGCUAAAACGGAAGAUGCAAUUUUCAGUUGUUUUCUGCCUUAGUCCUCUUGGAUCCAGAACAUUGAAACUGCUAUUUCCAAUGUGCCUCUAGAAAGUUUUGGCCUUCCGAAGACUUCAACUGCCUGUCCGUGAACAAAGACUUACAGAAGGCAGUGUAAUGCAGUCAUUAUGCCAGAAUAAAGUAUUUAUGUAUGCGAUCUCUCUUUCUCACACUCUUCGUUUCUCAGUCCAAUGUAAGAAGAGCUCAUCUUCAUUGAUCUGGAAGUAUUAUCAGUAACAUUUUUCUCAAUAUUUCAGUUCAUUCUUGCUUAUAUUUUACAGCAAAAAUACUAGGUUUUUGUCCUGGAAAUAUGUGUCAUAUAAAGACAUGUGGAAAGAUGCUUUAUUUUUGUUAAAAAUAUAUUUAUAAUGCUAAUGUAGAAUCAAGCAGGAAGUAUGUUUAUGUAUUGUGCUUCUGUUUUUGUGGUGUAAUGGUUGUAUGAUGGGAUAAGAUGGCCCAUUGAGAGUAAAUGCUAUACAGUAUCAACAGGUUGGCCAUGACACAAGCAUCAUUAGUCAUAAGAUGUUGGUUCAUAAUUUGCUUCUUUACUCACCGUAACAUAAUAUUUAAUGCUGACAUACAAAGAGAGAAAAAGAUAAUUAAAAUAGUCAAUAAACACUUACCUUAGGUAUGAAGCUUUGUUAUAAAUAAAGAUAUCAAAACUAAUGAAGAGCACAUUUUUAUCAUAUUCACACACAGAAGACAUCAGAAAUUGUAGAUCCUGUUCAUUUGAUUCCUAAAGGAUACACGCACUUACCUUCAGGCCUUGAAUUUUAAAUGACCUUAAACUGAGUUUUUCUGCUGGGGAAAAGGACAUAAACUGUUUAAGAAAAACCUGAUUGCCACAUCUAGAUUUUUGCCCAAGACCCUGUUUUUGUUUUGAUGUCAACAUGGAGAAAUCUUUUAAUAUCCUGAAUGUCGUUUUCUUGCAUAUUGUUGUGCAUGUAAAUAAACUCAAUGUUUCUAGGGUGGCGAAAUGUUAAAUGGUGUUUAAAGGGACCUUCUGCGCAAUCAGCACUCUAAACGACGAGUUUGUGCAUUGAAAUCUCUGAGGGCUGUAUUUAUGACAUUUACAGUCUGUUGCAAAAGUGCUCAAGCAAGAGCUUUCAUGUUGUUCCAGGCCUGUUGUUGACUCUGGCUCGAGUCGUGUCUUGCUGCAGGGACUCCACUGGUUCUUGUCAUUUUUGACACAUGCCAGACAGAUGGAGCAGUCCUGGCAUUGGCUUUACAACAGAAUUCGGCACUUUGUCACACUCCUGACCCCCAAGUGGCAUGUCUGGCCAUCUAAAGAGCACCUGGAGGUCUGAAUCACUGUGAAUCACAGCAACAAACUGUGGAGACG